This is a messenger RNA of Linum trigynum, 249 nucleotides long. The record is from the annotation of a GenBank genome assembly. Lineage: Eukaryota; Viridiplantae; Streptophyta; Magnoliopsida; Malpighiales; Linaceae.
AUGUGGAAGGCGUGCUUGCACUACGACAGCAGCAGGCGGAUCUCGACAUCCUCGAAUUUGGAGAUGCAUAUGGCGCACUCGAGGCCAUCCCUGACGCCGUGGAGGGAGGAGAAUUGGAAGAAGGGGAGCGAUUCAAUUGCGGUCUCCUGGGUCGUGCUCUGUUGCGCUAUCGCGCCGCCAAGAGGAGGAAGGGGCGAUGGUGUGGGUGGGGUUGGCGGCUAUGGCCGGAGAGGAAUGGUUUGGGAAUGA